UGGACCAAAUCACCAAUGUUUUGAGAUAUUGAUAAAAUGUGGAAGUGAUAUCAAUGAACAAACUGAUAAUACACAAGAAUCACUGUUAAUGAUAACAGUAGGGUUAGGUGAUAUUCCUAAAAUACAGUCAUUAUUACAAUAUGGUGCUAAUGUUAAUUUACCAGAUUUUAAAUUUUAUACACCUUUACACAGAUCACAGAUUAUUAAAGAAAGUAAUGAUGUGAAAAAAGAAAUAGCUAAAAUAUUAAUGAAGGCUGGUGGUAAACUAAAUGCAACAGAUCGUGAUGGGUUUACACCAUUACACAGAGCUAUAUUUACUAAUGUAUUACGUGGUGAACAGUGUCGACCUUGUAUACAGUUACUGGUAGAAUCUGGUUGUCGUUUAUUCCCUGGUCCUCCACCAGAUAUCAGAAAAAGCCAAUCCCCUCUAUGCUGGUUAACAUGGAAUGGUCAAUAUGCUAUAGCUGAGUAUUUAGUACAAGCUGGUUGGGAUAUGAGUUUAGAGACAUGGAUAAAUAUUAUACCACCAAGACAACAACAAUAUAAACUACAACAACAAUUUCAACAAAUAGCUGGUAAUACACGAGCAUUGAAACAUUACAGUAGAAAAACUAUUCGUGAUAGAUUAUUGGUGGUAACUAAAGAUCGUGAUAUUAUCCCUUCAAUAUCACAAUUACCAUUACCACAAUCAUUGAAAGGUUAUUUAUGUUUACAUGAUUGUCAGUUUAAAUCUACUGAUUAUUUUGAUAAUUUAUAG
Messenger RNA from Lottia gigantea (owl limpet), 757 nucleotides. RefSeq lists its product as hypothetical. The record is from RefSeq and is a predicted model, not a curated record. Lineage: Eukaryota; Metazoa; Mollusca; Gastropoda; Lottiidae. The annotation marks the transcript as partial. Gene Ontology annotation, molecular function: protein binding. The transcript has 3 exons. Gene Ontology annotation, biological process: intracellular signal transduction.